CUCUGUAAGGCACGCAGUGGUUUGCAGAGUGAUAGCAGCAGACAGAGCUCCCUGCCUUGGAUAAGGAACAGCUACAGUCGCUGUAAAUGUGCCUGAAAAGCAAUUUCCAAUCUUUGCGUUAGCAGGCAUUUCCGCCGUGGACCCGGAGGGUCGGAGGACUGGGAGCGCGCGCUGCCCGGGAGAGGCUGACCGCCAAGACCUGAGUUCCCGGGGACGCCGUGCCCCAACUGGCGCAGCGUGCGGGAUCGCCAGCGUGCCUCGACCUGCGCGGGGGCCCAGCCACGACGCCCCGCCUCUUCCUCUGAGAAGCACCCCUAAACCUCGCUCCUUUCACCACCACCCCUAAAAGAGCGGGUAAAAAACUCCCACCCCCCGACCCCCGGAGAGCGGCGGCCGCGGCCUCGCAGGCGUGUGCCCCCGGUCCGCGGACGCCGGUUCGAGCCCCGUCCCGGGCGCCGCGAGUCUCGAGCGUCCGCGCCGUGGACUUUCCCUCCUCCGGAGGCCGCCCUCCGUCCUUCCCCGCGAGGAGCGAGCUGAGCCCGGGAAGCCCUCUCGUCCGAGCACCGCGCGCCCGUCGGCGGCCCGGCACGCACUCUUCUCGCCGCUGUCCCGAGCGACUCGGAGAGCCCGCCCGCGGGGGAUUCUGCUGCUGGCUCUGGGCAGGGGGCUGCGGGAGGAAGGCCGGGCGCUGGAGCUUCCUGAGCCGUGAGCGGUGUGCGCCGGCCGCCCCGCGUCUGGGAGAGCUGUCCGCCGCCGCCGGAAGGGGGCCGUGCCGAGCGCUCCUGCCGGCGCUGGGGAGGCCGCGGGCCGACUCGCCGCAGCUCGGGCCAUGCCUCCUCGUCCUCCCCGCCGCGGUUGAUGCGGCGCCUGCACGCCGCCGCCCGCACCGGGACCUCGGCCGGGUUGCACGGCUCGGCUCCGCGCCCCCGCUUCGGCCUAGCCUCUCUUGGAAUUGGACUCUGGCCAGGACCCCAGCAUCAUUGUAAUCUACUGAUGAAGGAGAUCAUUACCAGGAUUUCAGAUGCAUGCCAGGUUUCCACUGAUUGCCAGAAUUCGAGACCACUACACAUGGAUCCCCAAAAUCAACAUGGCAGUGGCGGUUCAUUAGUUGCAAUCCAGCAGCCUGCGUUGGAAGGCCGGCAGAGGUUAGACUACGAGAGAGAGAUUCAGCCUGCUGCUAUUUUGUCCCUAGACCAGAUCAAGGCCAUCAGAGGCAGCAAUGAAUACACAGAAGGGCCGUCAGUGGUGAAAAGACCUGCUCCUCGAACAGCACCAAGACAAGAAAAGCAUGAAAGGACUCAUGAAAUCAUACCAAUUAAUGUGAAUAACAACUAUGAGCAUAGACCUACAAGCCACCUGGGACAUGCAGGACUCUCAAAUAAUGCCAGGGGCCCCAUUUUGAGCAGAUCCACCAGCACUGGAAGUGCAGCCAGUUCUGGGAGCAACAGCAGUGCCUCUUCUGAACAGGGACUUUUAGGAAGGUCACCACCGAACAGACCAGUCCCUGGUCAUAGGUCUGAAAGGGCAGUCCGGACCCAGCCCAAGCAACUGAUUGUGGAUGACUUGAAGGGUUCCUUGAAAGAGGACCUGACACGGCACAAGUUCAUUUGUGAACAGUGUGGCAAGUGCAAGUGUGGAGAAUGCACAGCUCCCAGGACCCUGCCAUCCUGUUUGGCCUGCAACCGGCAGUGCCUCUGCUCUGCUGAGAGCAUGGUGGAGUAUGGAACCUGCAUGUGCUUAGUCAAGGGCAUCUUCUACCACUGCUCCAAUGACGAUGAAGGGGAUUCUUACUCGGAUAAUCCUUGCUCCUGUUCACAGUCACACUGCUGCUCUAGGUACCUGUGUAUGGGAGCCAUGUCUCUAUUUUUGCCUUGCUUGCUCUGUUAUCCUCCUGCUAAGGGAUGCCUGAAGCUGUGCAGGGGCUGUUAUGACUGGAUCCAUCGCCCAGGGUGCAGAUGUAAGAACUCCAACACUGUCUAUUGUAAGCUGGAGAGCUGCCCCUCACGGGGUCAGGGUAAACCAUCAUGAUUUCUGGAGGUGGGUUGGACCUCCUGAACCUCUAGCUUUCAAGCUGUGGCUGUUCAAAAAGAUUCUAUUAGCUACCGGUUUUAUUUUCUUUAUAGUUUUUCCCUGUUUCCCGCCUUCUCUUCCCUGUUCCCAAGGUUUGACUCAUGGAUUUUAUUCUUUAACGGAUGAUCUUCAGUAAUAGCGGACUGUGAGACUGCACCUGGCUCCCACUUAUGACAAGAGCCUCUGCUAUCCACUCGAGAGGGUAAUUGAGUGAGAGCCAGAGGGCUUUUGUGUAGCCUUCUUGUUCUGCAAGCAACUUUCCAAAGUUGUGCACAUGAACAUAACCCCACACAUACCCAUUCUACAGUGAUUUAGAGCUGUGUUUGAUUGUGUGCUUUGGGAGCAGGGAAAUUGGUUUUUAAAGAAGCAACCGUUUAAUUGCUUAAAUAAGCUAUGUAUUAAAUCUCUCUCCAGCUAGGGCUGUCUUCAAAGCAUUGGACCCUUAAGUAGCAUGGGGGAUGUAUUUUUGUUAUAACAUAAAAACUUUCCUUUAACCACUGCCCUCUCCUUUUUGCCCCUCAAAAUUCUCUCCCCUCAGUUUUGGCAUUAUCUUAUUCUAGAGAUGCCAGGUAUUUUUUUUUUCCUAUGUAAUAUUAGAUUUGCUUUACAAUGUAAAUCUUCACAUUGGAGAUAUAUUGGUUGUAUCUUGCUCAUCCUUAUUCUAGCUUUCAUAUUUGUGAAGGAUUCAACUACCUUCCUUCCACACCCCACGCUUUUCACCAAAUUUCUCUUGCCAUCAAGGGCACUUGGAUAACUGAAGUUGAUAUUUAUAGCUGAUCCGUGUGUAGGUGUCACAGAACUAUGCUGCCUAAAGUGAUCUUGGCUCCUUAGUGGUCCUUUUGGCGCCUUGGUUAGUUAACAGCUCAGUAAUUCUAAUCUUUUCUGUGUUUUCAUUGCCUUAACCACAAAUUGUGGUGCUUUUUGUAUAUUUUAUGUAUAAAUCACAAAGUUGAAUUCUGACUAUUUUUAAGACAAAAGUCUGUUAAACUUUUUUAUUGUAAAGAAUAUUUAUUAUGCGAAUCUCUAUUAUUUUAUGAUAUUUAUUGCAAAAGACUGUUGAAAUGUACUCAUGUCUGAAUAUAACAAAAUAUCAAUACGUAAUGGAAAAUAAGGUGACACGAAGAAAGUACAUAUGUUAACUAUAAUGCAGAAAAUAUAUUAAUUAAUGAAACUGUC
Molecule: messenger RNA, 3246 nt
Organism: Diceros bicornis minor
Lineage: Eukaryota; Metazoa; Chordata; Mammalia; Perissodactyla; Rhinocerotidae
Gene: SPRY1
Product: sprouty RTK signaling antagonist 1
Exons: 4
Coding region: 859-2028 (389 amino acids)
Biological process (GO): multicellular organism development; negative regulation of MAP kinase activity; negative regulation of Ras protein signal transduction
Cellular component (GO): membrane; cytosol
Source: RefSeq, a predicted model, not a curated record